AAAUGAAUAGACGUCAUUUUGCAUAAAGUCUGCACUAGGUUAAGAGCUAAACCAGGAAGGAAGUUACCACCACUGUGCUGGAUGGGAGUGCUUCAGAGACAUGUGCUUGCUUUUGAGAAAAUCAGAACUCUUCAGAUUGGUACUAGGAAUAAUUACCAUGUUUAUUUUAUGUUUACCUGAAUUUUUCAAAAUCCGUGAAGCUAACACUGUAGUUGUGUCAUGCAUGGAUACCUGUUCAUCAAACACCACCACUUUUCCACUUUGUACUUUUAACAAUUCUUGCAAAAGAUCACCGAGACAAAGAAGAGAAAACCAGACUAUUUUACUGAAGGCCAUUUUAAACCAUUCAAAUUUCCAAAAUAUUCCAUGUAUUUGCCAAUCCUCCAGGAGGGAACAACAGUCCCAUACUAGACACACAGAGUGUGAAUCCAAGAGAGAUGUGAAUGUUGAUCAUCAAGGAUCAGGGGCUGCAGCUAAAAAAUUACCAAAAGCAGAAGGCUCAGUUGAAGUGAAAACAAAAGAUGUUAUUUAUUUUUAUAAAUAUUUUAAUUUCACCACGGAUUCUGAGAAAGAAGAAGUAGAGCACGAUACUUACUACCUGCUGGAAAUCCACAUCAACAAUUCUAUAGUCGGAGCAAGAAAUGCAGCUGAAGAAUACCUAAAUCAUUCCUGUCUAGUGGCAAUGAUGGAAGACCAAAACGACUGUAUAAAUAUUUCACUGCAACUGAAGUCUUACAUGGAAUAUCCAAUGUGUAUGACGAAGAUCAUUUGGCUCACUAUGAUUCCAGUAGUCUUUGUGUUUACUGUUUCAAUUGUCAUCUACAAAAUAGUCCAAGAAAAUGAACAAAACUAUUGUAAACACAGAGUGGCAGCAGUUUUGACUGUUCUAAGAAGAAAGAGUUCUAGAAAUGCAAGAAGAACCAUAUCUGCUACUAAAAUUCAUCCCUUGCCUGUGAAAACCAGCGAACAACUGAUUCCACUUACAGCCCAAACCACAAAGAUACUGCCCAUAAUUCCUGAACAAGAGCAUUGUCAUGUGGGUACAUCAACUGCACAGG
This is a messenger RNA of Tauraco erythrolophus (red-crested turaco), 1058 nucleotides long. NCBI's taxonomy places the organism in Eukaryota, Metazoa, Chordata, Aves, Musophagiformes, Musophagidae. The record is from RefSeq and is a predicted model, not a curated record.